This is a messenger RNA of Arachis duranensis, 1323 nucleotides long. RefSeq lists its product as uncharacterized. The record is from RefSeq and is a predicted model, not a curated record. Bases 25 to 1323 code for a protein of 432 amino acids. NCBI's taxonomy places the organism in Eukaryota, Viridiplantae, Streptophyta, Magnoliopsida, Fabales, Fabaceae. The transcript is spliced from 6 exons.
GGAAGAUUAGGGAAUUAUUCAACAAUGGCAUCACCCUUUGGAUGGUACGGUCCUCUCAUAGACCUCCGCGAAGCCUCUUCUCACAUCGCCGAUUUCGUUCAGCUUCUUGUUUUCGUUCACCGCUCCUUCCCCGUACACUACAAAUCCUCCAAAUCCGGCGACCUUAUACGAACCGACAUUCAAGUCGGCGACGAUACGAUGCCGUAUUUCGGAGUCGCUCUCUGGCAGAACCAAAUGGCUUCCAAGAUCGCCGCUGGAGAUCUUGUUUUGCUACAGAAUAUGAAGAUUGUAAAAUAUGGCGAUGUUGUUGAGGCCAGAACCGUUCAGUGGUCUUCGCUGCUGUGCUUGGUUCACCCUUAUGAAUCACUUAUUUCCAAGGGUGUAGAAGAGUUGAUGACAGGUUGCCGUGUUGGGGCAACAGCAAAAGAUAAGCUCAGGAGUGUCGUUAUGUGGGUGCAGCAGUAUCGAUCGACUAUCUGUAACAUCAAGCUGUGGUCCGAUCAAGUACUUGCGUCGCCCUCAAAGCAAUUAUAUCUGUUUAAAAAUUGGGAAGUGCUUCAGGAGAAACUGCCUCAGAAUUGCUCUUCACUUAUGGAAGUCUCUCAGCUGAAAACAUGCUGCAAAGUAAGAGUCUGUGCAUCUACUGCUGAAAUUAUUCCACUAGUGACACCAAGGAGUCUUGGUAAUACCAAGAAAGAUAAUAUUUUCAUUAGCGAGAGACUUUGCAAAACUAAGGAUAAAAGCUUAGUAGAUGAUCUCUUAUGCAUUGGCUGCCGGCUAUGUGGUUUACCCUUAAAUUCCGAAUUUGAGAAAAAUGCUACUUCACUAAUCUGUUCAAAAAGUUCAAGCUGCCUUCAUACAGUGGCCUUGAUAUAUAGACCUUUCAUGCUAUAUGUGUGGGAUGAAUCAGAUUACAUGCCAGUUCUUGUUAGGAACAAAGCUGCAGAGAUCUUGUUUGGGAACAUCAAGGCUGAAAAGGUGUAUCUGAGUUAUAGAGAACAAAUGCUCAAAAAUGUUGCUGGUCCUCAGAAUAAAUUCAAGGAUGCUGCUGCAAGACUUGCUGGUAACAUGAGAAUUUCUGGGGAAGGACACUCGACCACUAAUGUGUCUGAUGCGAGUGAAAGGUUGCCAUUGGAGGAAAAGCAUCUUCCUGUUAAAAUAUUCAACAUUUAUGACGUCUGGUUAAUCAUUCUUAAACUGUUGUUGCGUCAAGGAAAUAACAGUCCUCUAAAAUUUGAGAUCCUUGUUGACCCCCGCUUAAACGUUGAUAAUGGGAGAUUUGAAAUGAUUUUUGCAUCAAUGCCAUGUUUUGGACCCAAGUGA